Molecule: messenger RNA, 1693 nt
Organism: Pleuronectes platessa (European plaice)
Lineage: Eukaryota; Metazoa; Chordata; Actinopteri; Pleuronectiformes; Pleuronectidae
Gene: galnt16
Product: UDP-N-acetyl-alpha-D-galactosamine:polypeptide N-acetylgalactosaminyltransferase 16
Cellular component (GO): Golgi apparatus
Source: RefSeq, a predicted model, not a curated record
CACAAUGAGGCUCGCUCCACUCUCCUGCGCACCAUCAAAAGCGUCCUGAUGAGGAGUCUGGCGUCUCUGAUCCAGGAAAUAAUCCUGAUCGACGACUUCAGCUCUGACCCUGAGGACUGCCAGCUGCUCGCUCAGAUCCCCAAAGUGCACUGCCUGAGGAACGGCAGGAGAGAGGGUCUGAUCCGAUCACGUGUGCGAGGAGCCAACACGGCCUCGGCCUCCAUCUUGACCUUCCUGGACAGCCACUGCGAGGUCAACGCCGACUGGCUGCAGCCCAUGAUCCAGCGAGUCAAGGAGGACCACACUCGAGUGGUCAGCCCGAUCAUCGACGUCAUCAGCCUGGACAACUUCGCCUACUUGGCGGCCUCAGCGGAUCUGAGAGGAGGCUUCGACUGGAGUCUCCAUUUCAAGUGGGAGCAGAUUCCCAUCGAGCAGAAGAUGGCCAGAAGUGACCCGACACAGGCAAUCAGGACGCCCGUCAUCGCCGGGGGGAUCUUCGUCAUGGACAGGAGCUGGUUCAACCACCUGGGCCAGUACGACACCCACAUGGACAUCUGGGGGGGGGAGAACUUUGAACUUUCCUUCCGGGUGUGGAUGUGCGGAGGAAGUCUGGAGAUCCUUCCCUGCAGCCGCGUGGGUCACGUGUUCAGGAAGCGCCACCCGUACGACUUCCCCGACGGAAACGCUCUCACCUACAUCAAGAACACCCGGCGGGCUGCGGAGGUGUGGAUGGACGAGUAUAAACAGUACUACUACUCUGCCAGGCCGUCGGCACAGGGCAAGGCCUUUGGGAGCAUUGCCGACCGCUUGACGCUGCGGCGGAAGCUGAACUGCAAACCUUUCCGCUGGUACAUGGAGAACGUCUACCCCGAGCUGAGGGUCCCUGAGCAGGAGGCGGUGUCCAGUUUGAUGAAACAAGGCGGUUUGUGUCUGGAGACCCGUGGGAGCGACGUCCUGGGCCUGGCAGAGUGCAGGGGCCUCGGAGGCAGCCGGCCACAGUCACAGAGAUGGGAGCUGAUUGAGCCGCUGAUCCGACAGCAGGACCUCUGCUUGGCCAUUUCAGCCUUCCCCGCAGGGUCAAAGGUCAAGAUGGAGCCCUGCAAUGCAAAAGAGCCCAGACAGAAGUGGAAGCCAAAGGGCACGGCCCUGCAGCACACGGUGAGCGGCCUCUGCCUGGACAGCCAGACCCCAGCAGGUCCUCUGGUCGUGGCCCAGUGUCUCCCCCAGGUGGCCAGCCAGUCCUGGGAGCCGCAGAUCAUCUCCUGAGCCACUGGGACGAAGAGGAGGGAGAGGGGCAGACUGUGGACCCAACCUUUAGAGGGACUCAGAGGGGGGGGGGGGGAUCUGCUCCGGCUGUCUCUCUGCUGAGGGACGAGAGGACUGAGAACUGUAUUUUUGUGACGUCAACUUCAAGCUCCCCCCUCGCUGUGACGAGAGCGUUUUUCUAAAGGCCUCGUCAAACGAAUCAUUCAGAGGUCUAUGGUGUGCAGGGCUUCAUCCUACGUGGAUGCUGCAGCUCUUCUAUGUAUUCUGAGCUUUUCACUGAAAACUGUUGCACAUCUCACUUUUUAAUUUCUGUGUCUAACCUGGUCGACAAUCUGCUAUAGAUUCCAGUAGUGUGGGUUGUCUCAGAAUGAAUGAGUGCAAACUGUUCGGGAGCAGAUGAGUCCGAGGUGUUGGGUUGAGGCGCGUC